Molecule: messenger RNA, 1681 nt
Organism: Durio zibethinus
Lineage: Eukaryota; Viridiplantae; Streptophyta; Magnoliopsida; Malvales; Malvaceae
Product: exonuclease V, chloroplastic-like
Biological process (GO): interstrand cross-link repair
Cellular component (GO): nucleus
Molecular function (GO): single-stranded DNA 5'-3' DNA exonuclease activity
Source: RefSeq, a predicted model, not a curated record
UUGUUUUUCAGAAAAAAAAAGAAAAAGUAGAUGCCAUGCUUUGAGAGCCUACCAUUCUCAAUUUUAUAGAAGCUCUAACGUUAAGAAAAUCCUCAGUUUGCUUUUAAAUAAAUAAAUACGAUUGAAAAUCCAUAAAAGACAGCAAAAACUGAGGCAACCACGCAAUUAGGCGAAAGGUUGUUUGUUCCCAAUCCCAACGGUCAUUUCCGCGGAAAAAACUCAUCACUUGGAGAAAAUGACUGAGUCCACUCAAAACAGUCCUCCAAAGCCAAGACCCCAAGAAGUAACCAUUCCCACCAUCCCAAUCGAGUACGUGAGUGACGAAGACAUGGCUAUCAUCGAAGCAGCCUAUGCAGCAACUCGUUCCUCCCUCUCCUCCUCCAUUUCUUCUUCAAUUUGUUCAACCAGCUCUCGCUUUCAAACCAAUACGAGGUCAAUCCAGUCGAUUACCCUCCUGUCUAAACGGGGCUUAAAUGGUUCCAGUGAGCUGGAUAUAGAAGAUUCCGGCCAUUUAAAGAAUACCCAGAAGAGAAGUAGAGUGGCUCAGCCAUUUUUGCAUCGGUUUAGAAGGAAAAGGGGGUUGUCGGUUACUGAUAUUACUGACACGGAAUGGUGUGAAAAGCAAAUGGAAUUUACCCUCCGCUUUGGCAAACGAAAAAUCAGUAAAGCUAUGAAAGCUGGUCGGGCUCGCCAUGUGAAACUGGAAGAAGAGGUUUUUAAAAAAUUAAAAGUUCGUGUUCAAUCAGUUGAAGAUACCUGGGCCUUAAAGUUUAUUGAUUUCAUAACUGGUGCAAAUCAAUUACUGUUUGAAGGACUAACACGUGAGCUACCGCUAAUAGGUUUUGUGGAAGGUGUAUGGGUGGUAGGAGUUAUUGAUGAGGUCCGAAUGACUGAAAAUGGAAGUGAUAGAAACUCAAUAUUAGUAGACACAAAGACUCGUGCACGACACUCUCUUCCUGCCGAACCACAAAGGAGAAAAGGAAGGCUUCAAUUAAUGUGCUACAAGUAUUUGUGGGACACCUUGGUUGCCGAUAGUUUUCCUUCCAGACUGUUUUUUGAUUUCUUUUCAUUGAACCAUAACUCUAUAUUAUCUGAGAACAUCAGAGAGAAAGCUGCUAAUUCAGGUUUUCCAGCUAAGACACUUAAUGACAUGAUUGGAUACUACAGAAAUACAUAUCGCAUGCUUCCCCCUGCUCAGGACCAGCUACUAUUGAGGUAUGAACUACAAAAAGAUCAGUCAGUGCUCGGUGAAGAUCAAUUUGCAUAUGAUCCUGACUGGCUCAAAAAACAAAUUCGAGGCAGUCUUGAAUUUUGGUUAGGUGAGCGAGAUGCCAGUUACACCCCUGAGGAAGAGCGUUGGAAAUGUCGGCAUUGUCAAUUCCGUUCAAUUUGCCCUGGAAACCCCAAUCCUAAUAGUCCACGUAGCUCCUCGAGCUCUGAUGAUAGCAGUCCUUCAAGCUAAAGAAAGAACACUGACCUUCCUCUAUGAUAUUCUCUCAGAGUUCCUUCAUAAAUGUGAUGAUAUUGUCUUCUGAAAAAGAAGUGCAAGAUUUAUAGAUGCUUUUUUGCAAUUUUUAUUUUGUCUGCAACCGUUCACUGGAUGCAUCUAUUUGCAAGAUUUGCUGUAAAAUUUGCUUGGAUGCAUGUGUUGUAGGCCUUGGUGAAUAAUUGUUGUAAACUA